Impatiens glandulifera is the source of this 1740-nucleotide messenger RNA. Its product is annotated as zinc-finger homeodomain protein 3-like. The record is from RefSeq and is a predicted model, not a curated record. Bases 586 to 1491 code for a protein of 301 amino acids. NCBI's taxonomy places the organism in Eukaryota, Viridiplantae, Streptophyta, Magnoliopsida, Ericales, Balsaminaceae. Gene Ontology annotation, molecular function: transcription cis-regulatory region binding; DNA-binding transcription factor activity. Gene Ontology annotation, cellular component: nucleus. Gene Ontology annotation, biological process: regulation of developmental process; regulation of DNA-templated transcription. The transcript is spliced from 2 exons.
UUCUUCCCCACUCUCUGACACACUGCUCCUCUUCCUGAAUGGAGUAAAAACUUGGUGCCUGAUAGUGCAAGCAAAGCAACCACCCCCACCUUUCUCCUUCUCCCUCCCUCUGUAAAAAAGAUUGAAAUUUGCUUUUCUUUUUUAUCUCCUUUUUGGCCCCUCCCUAGCUAUAACCCUCAUAUUUAGACCUUCACUACCAAAAACCCAUCUUCAAAAUUCUCUCUUCCAUCAACAACAAAGCUACCCAGACCAGACUCUCAUUUCCUUUCCUCCAUUAACUCAAAACCCUAAAUUUCUUAGGCAAAUUAAUAAACCAUGUAGUAUCUGAAUUUUCAUUUUUUUGUCUUUUUGCUUCUUCUCAAAGGGGAUAAGCUUAGUUCUCACAAAAGGUUUUUCAGGGAUGACAAGUUUUAAGGAAACAUCUCAGAUUCAAGAAAUCUAAACCAUGUUUUUAUUUUCUUAAAUACCCACUUCAUAUCCUGUCUUGUUGUUGUUCCCCUUCCAACCCUUCUCCUUCCUUUUGGUCUCCAACCAAACAACACUACAUAUAAAGGUGUGUGAAAACAAAGAAAGAAAAAAAGGAAAAUGGAACUUUCAAAUCGUCAUGAGGAAGAUGGUGGUGAUAUCCCAAUGCCGAUGAUGAUUCAUCAUCAAGAACCCAUUGCAUCAUCACAUACCAACAAUCAUCAUCAUCAUCAAAUAAUGAAUUCAAAUGGUAACAAUAUCAAUAUGAAUCCUAAUUCUUCUCUAGAUCAAGAUCAUGAGAACCAACAAGUGGUGCCCUACAAGAAAAUGACUACGAUGAAAUACAGAGAGUGUUUAAAGAACCAUGCAGCAGCCAUGGGUGGGAAUGCAACUGAUGGAUGUGGAGAAUUCAUGCCUAGUGGAGAAGAAGGUACAAUCGAAGCAUUAACUUGUUCUGCCUGCAAUUGCCAUCGAAACUUCCAUCGUAAAGAAGUUGAAGAUCAAACAUCAUCUCCUUCAUGUGAUUGUUUCCACAGUCCACAAUAUCCAAACAGAGGUCAACAAAGAAAGCUGCAUCUUUUAUCCCAUCAUCAUCAUCAUCAUAAUGCAAUCUUAGGACCUGCCCCGGAGUCCUUAGGGUACCCUACAAGACCAACCCCACAUCAUCACCAGCAGAUGAUAAUGUCUUACAACAUGGGAUUUGUUCCUAACUCAGAUCACUCUGAUGAACAAGAAGAAGAUAUUGGUGGGUCUUUGUCCAGGCCAGCUCAUCAUCAUCAACAUCUAUUGAAGAAGAGGCACAGGACUAAGUUCAGUCAAGAACAGAAGGAGAAAAUGUUGAACUUUGCUGAGAAAGUUGGAUGGAAAUUCCAGAAACAAGAGGAAUCCAUUGUCCAACAGUUCUGUCAAGAAAUUGGUGUGAAGAGAAGAGUUUUGAAGGUUUGGAUGCAUAAUAACAAGCACAAUCUUGCUAAGAAGAACAUGAUGAACAUCAUUCCUCAAACUACUACUAAUUCACUCACCUAAUUAAUAAUUAAUUCCUUCCCCAUUUCAGGUUCUAGUUCUUUCUUCAUCUUCUUCUCUGUUGAGUCUGUUUUGUUUAAUUUGGACUUUGGAGUUAUAAUAUUAUUAUUAUUAUUAGUCAGAUAACAAUUCUGGUGCAUGCAGUUGUACUUGUGGGUAAUGUUUAUUUUGUCUAAUCUAUUUAGGGAUAGGGUUCAGAACUUUAUGUAUUAUUAUUAUUAUUAUGACUGAUCGAUUGAGCAUUUGCACUAA